AUGGUUCGUAACUAUAGCAUGUUCGACAAAAUAUUUUGGACUUUCCCGUCAUGUGUUAAGACUUUCAAGCAUUUUAAGCCGUUUGUUUCUGUCGAUGGCACACAUUUGUAUGGAAAAUAUGGCGGUGUGUUGCUUAUUGCAGUGGUACAAGACGGCAAUAGUAAUAUUCUUCCUAUUGCUUUUGCAAUUGUAGAGUCUGAGAGUAUGGAGUCAUGGUCUUUCUUCCUGACUAAUUUGAGACGACAUAUCACCUCACAAGAAGGCUUGUUGAUUAUAUUUGAUAGAUUUCAGGCGAUCAAGGCUAUACUGAGGGCCGAUGAUAGUGGUUGGCAUCCUCUCAGGGCGUUUCAUGCUUAUUGUGUUAGACACUUGGCCAUAAAUUUCAUGUCUCAUUUCCAGUCCGCCGAGGGCAAGCGAUACCUCAUAAACGCUACUUAUAGUCCAAGCAAGGUUGGGUACGAGUGGUACAUAGAUGCAUUGAGAGGUUUGUCGCGAGAGAUGGCGGACUGGGCUGGUACGUUCAACAAAGAAAUAUGGCUACAACAUUACGGCAGUGGUUGCCGAUUCGGUCACAUGACAACGAAUUUUUCGGAGUGUAUCAAUGCAAUGCUUGAGGGUAGAAGAGAGGAAAAAGUGGUCGAAAGGUUGGAAAUGGAGCGCGAAACGUUGCUGUCAACGAUAUUAUAA
Arachis ipaensis is the source of this 687-nucleotide messenger RNA. RefSeq lists its product as uncharacterized. Lineage: Eukaryota; Viridiplantae; Streptophyta; Magnoliopsida; Fabales; Fabaceae. The record is from RefSeq and is a predicted model, not a curated record.